This is a messenger RNA of Hermetia illucens (black soldier fly), 3183 nucleotides long. It is a transcript of the gene lama, whose product is annotated as putative phospholipase B-like lamina ancestor. The transcript is spliced from 5 exons. Gene Ontology annotation, molecular function: glycerophospholipase activity. Gene Ontology annotation, biological process: phospholipid catabolic process. Lineage: Eukaryota; Metazoa; Arthropoda; Insecta; Diptera; Stratiomyidae. Gene Ontology annotation, cellular component: extracellular region. Bases 1108 to 3000 code for a protein of 630 amino acids. The record is from RefSeq and is a predicted model, not a curated record.
UCUUUGUUAAGUCUUCUAUCGAUCGUUGUGGAAUAGAAAAGAUAGAUUUACAGUGCGUUUGCGCGUUCAAGAUAGACUCAAUUAGAUAAGAUAUAGACGGAUAUCUGGAAUUGGGUGCUUAGAGUCGAAUACACUAAGCUGGAAUCAAUUAAAGUUAAUUACAAAGCCAGAGUGGCAUUAGAAGGUUCAGUGCCAAGUGUACAGUGAGAAAAAUCAGCUCCAGUUUUCGUGUAUAGUUUUCCUAAGCAGUGAAAGUGCUUAUCAAAUCCUUUUGUUGUUCCCAAUGUAGUCCUAGUAGUGCGCAACACGUGCUUUGUGAAGUAUCGUGUUACAAGUGUAGAUGUAGUUGAGUCAACAUACUAAGAUAUUUAAAAAAAGAUAUAUUGAAAUUUCUUGAAUUUACAAAGUAAUUACUCGUCAAAAUAUUCAACUUCCAGUUUUAGUUUUCCGGUUAAGAUAAUUUAGUAAAAAUAUCGAAAACGAGGUUCUGUGUGCGACUCCAUUUGAAGUUUUUCAAUGGGUUGACACGCGAAACUUUUAUUCCUGAGCCCAGGAUUUAAGGGAAGACCAGAUUAAACAUCAUCAAAGCAGGCUACAGAACGUACUCAAAGGGAGCAGUUGGCAUAGCAGACUUGCAUUCCAUCGAGUAAACUUUCUAAAACAUCUGAGAAUCAAUUAACAACUGACCAUUUCUCAAAAAGAAAGUUUAGCUAAGAGAAAAGUCGUAAAUCUAAAAAUAAAAACGCCAGAAACAAAGAAAAAUCAAUUCCGAUGACCACUGAGGUCGAUAUACUCAAUAAGGUGGCGUUCCUAGCCGUUGAAUACACUCAACUGGCUAUCCUAGACGAAUUACUUGCAAUUGAAAUCUCCUCAUCUUGCUCGAGACUGCAUCACUUCAGCAAGAAAGUUCGUUCCUACGAAGUCCUAGCCGAUCUGAACUACAGCCUAGUAGUACGAUAACUAGUGAAUAGCAACAAAUUUAGGAUAAUUUUGUAACGGUUAAAUAACAACAACCUUAGCGAGAAUUGUUCUGUCGGUCCCAGACGUGGCAGAAGUUUGUGGAGUUAUAGCUACAGUUGGUAUCUGUAAAUAUCCUGUAAAGUUACAAUGGCAAGCGACGCGUUGAAAGUAGUUGGAGCCUCAUGGCUCAAAACCCGCAUCAGCUCCAUGAUCUUGUUGGGAGCUGGACUGUUGGCAAUUGGAGCGUUCUUCAUUGCCAACAUGGAUCGACCGCAUUUUGACGGAACAUAUUGCGCAACCGCGUAUUGGUCGAAGAAGUCGGGUUUUCGUAUUGAAUAUUGGAAGCAACGCAAUGAUCUCGAUAACAUUCCAUUGGGGGUUGGCAGAAUCUGCUACAAGGACUCAACAUUAGAGAAUGGAUGGUCCCAGCUAGAAGUAGAAACUCAAAGGAACUAUCCAGAUUGGGUCCAAGCCUAUGCCGCUGGUUUACUUGAAGGCACUUUGACCUGGAACAAAAUCUACAACCAGUGGUUAAACACGAUCUCUUCUUCCUGUGACCGCGACGAAAACUCUCAAAAUUUCUGUACUUGGCUCCGGGAUACUCUCUCUACCAACUAUGCGAAUAUCAAGAACAAUUUAGACUCAGCAAGAAAACAUGACCAUUUCUGGCACCAAAUCCAUAUGUUCUACUAUCAGCUCGAAGGACUCAAAGCGGGCUGGAAGAAAGGUGCGAGGAGAUCACGAUUUGACAGUGAAAUUCCGUCCGUUGACUUCCUUCUGAUGAAUGCAGCCGCUGACAUGUAUGAUCUGAAAAUUUAUUUCGAGAAUUUUGUCAUGAAGCCGAAAGAGGGUGAAGCCGCUACUGAAAAGAACUUCCUGAUUCCCAGUGCAACGAUGGUCGCCAAACUGACUGAGGAUGAGGAGAACGGAAAGACUUUGCUCAUGGGACACAGCUCCGUAGGAAGCUAUUCAGCAAUGCUACGAAUCUUCAAGCGUUACAAACUUCGCUUCCAUUUCACUGACGCGUCGAAAGGCAGCUUGGUCCCUGGAACGGAUAUUAUGUUUACAGGAUAUCCGGGCAUACUGGCUUCAACAGAUGAUUUCUACAACAUUCGCGGUCGUCAUGUGAACGCUAUCGUUGCUGGGGUUGGAAUCAAGAAUGAUAACCUGAAGCUCUGGAAGAACAUCACCUUGAAGUAUGCUGUUCCACUAGUUGCCAGGGUAAUGGCAGCUAAUCGUUUGGCACAGAGUCGGCGUAGUUGGGCUCGAAUCAUGUCCCGAUAUCCUUUCACAGGGAAUAAGCAAUGGGCCUUAGUUGAUUUGAAAAAGAUGGAUAUUUCUGACAUUCAAUCCAGCAAUGACUCCAGCAAGAUCCAAGUGAAGAUGGCCCACACCAUUCCUCAGAAAGGAUUCUUUUGGAUUGUCGAACAAUUGCCAGGGAGCCUGCAUGCAGAAGACAUGACUGAUAUUUUUUACAGUAACGAGAGUUUGUGGAGCGGUAAUGGAGUUCCUUACAUUGAGGACGUCCUAGAAGCAAGUGGCCUAACCAACGAUCACAACCUAAGUCGCAAGGCAGUUGCUUUCAACAUCACCGAUCUUAAUAGGGUCGACAAAUUUCUAAGACUGAAUUCAUUCAGAGGCGAUCUUCAGGGCGACCAGGCGAUCCCUUUCGGCAAUAUCGACCUAAAGAUGUUUUCGUAUGGAGCGAGGAUUGGAAAUAGCGACUUCCACGCGAUUGCCGGACCAAUUCAUAUUGAACAUCACCACCGGGUUGAGCCAGUUACAACCACUGAAAGUACUAAUGAAGUCGACGUCUCUGCGGAAGCUAUAGCUUUGGAUGAGAGUAGGAAAGCGGAUAUUGAGAUCUAUACGGACCGGAGGUUAGUUCGUGAUGACAUACGUGCCUUGGCGUUACAACGGGCCCAAGGACCAUUCAAAUGGUCACAGGCUCAUGGUAGUGUUGUUGAAAUUAAACAUUACGGACAUCCAGACUCGUGGAAUUUUAAUAGCUAUUCACCAAGAUGGGCAUGGCAUAAUUGAGUCCUCAAUUUUGUUCUGUUUUUUAUCAAAUUCAUUUUUGAAGUUCAAUUUAGAAAGGAAAGAAAUAGUUUUCGAUAAUUUUUGUGUAACAAUCUAAGUAAUGGAAACAGUUUUUACAGCGACGUUUUUUAUACUUAACACUUUUGAAAAAUAUUCCAAUAAAGAGAGAUUUCAAUAUACAAA